AUGGCUACAGGAAGAAGUUCAAUUAAAGUUCCAUGUGAAAAUGAAGACUUACCUGACAAAGAAAAUGAACCAGAUUUUGACGAGGACACUUUACGAGGUGAGCAAGGUUCAACUUCGGCUUCAGUCAUUGUUAGAACAAUUUCUAUUCAAUCAGGAUCAGUUUCAAGAAUGCAAGCAGAUGUGGAAAAGGAUAUAUACAGUGUAUGACCACUUUAAAGGAUAUUUGGCCAAUCAUGACUCUCUUCUAUGAUUACAAUAUGCUGUUCAUUGAGAAUACCAUCAUCAUCAUCACCAUCAUCUUUCUAUUUUAAUGAAACAUAAUCACUUUGAAACCUUCAACAUUCCCUCCCUUCUCCUCGAGCAACCCACAGGUAUUUGAUCUUCAUCCAAGCCAAAGAGGGUGGGGGGGGGGGGGGGGGGGGGGAGGGGGGGGGGGAGGGGUUUAACCCUGCCUGACUGGCGUUAGCGAAUUUGAAUAAAAACUGUCACAUCUAAUUUCCAGUAGAGUACAAGGGUUAAUUAUCAUUGAAUAUGGAGGUGUUUAAGGUAGAUAGUGUACUUUCACUAACAAAUGGCUCAGAAGAAAUAAAGCUUCAAGGUCUAGGUUUUAAAGCUUGGUCAAUUAGUUUUUAAAGCUUGAUCAACUAGUUGAAAGUCAAAUUGCUAAUUAUUUCGCCUUUUACAUAAAAUUGUGUGGGGCAUUUGAACAUUUUAUUAAUUUUGCCCAGGGAAUGGGAAUUUUAGGAAACCUAUCUCCAAAAAUUUAAAUGCCCAGGGGUUUGCCUCAAGUUGAGUGAUGCUUAAUUCUCAUUGUUAUUCUUACCCAUGAUGUCACAUACAUCAUUGGCAUCAUCAUAACUAUUGAAAAUCUGCAGAUUUUAAGUCUCCAGAUCUUGGCAGCUCUGAUUAUACACUAAUAAUUAUUAAUUAAUACCACAGACUUUGACACCUAUUUUAAAAUUUUUUUUCGAAUUAUUUUAUUUUUUCUUUGCAGCCACAGCUGAUGUUUAUAGAAAUGAGGGUAAUGAGGCCUUCAAGAAAGGAGAUUUCAUCAACGCUAUUCAUUUUUACACCAAAGGAAUUAAAAUAAACUGCAACGAGAAAGAACUGAAGGCCAAACUGCACAACAACAGGGCUAUUGCACAUUCUAAAAUUGGUAAGAUGAUGAGAGCUUUAAUAGGCAUUUUUUUCUAUUUUGAAGCUAUUGAGUUGUCAGUAGUAGUUUUCUGAAAAAGGGGAUAAUUUUUAAUGCAUGCCCGGAAAAAUUUACAUCUUAUCUUGGCCUCUCAAAUAUACAAAGAAGUAACCUCUUACCCCAGAUAUCAACGAGCAUCACAAGUUUUUCUCAAAAUUAUAGUAAUGGUAGUUGGUUUGCAACAUGUAUGGCUAAUCAGAGAUAUUUAUUUCAAUAACAGGAAAUCACCAGGAUUCACUAAGGGAUGCAGAAGCAGCCAUUGAGUUAAAUCCAACUUUCCUCAAGGCAAUUGUGAGAGGUUAGAUAUGUUAGCUGUACAAUAAUAAUAAUAAUAAUAAAAAAGAACUGAACACUCUAAGGUUAAAUGAGGUUAAAUAGAGUUCAAUCUUGUCUCAAUUGACUUUAAUUAAGAGGUCGAGACCACCCAGAUGUACAUUUGAAUCCAGCUCUUGACUGCUACGCCAUUACUUUGCAUUAAUCAUGAUGAGAAUAUUACUUUGAACGGGAUUAAGAACUCAAUGCGGAAUGCAAAGCAAAAUUUCAGCAUGAAUAUUUUAGUUCCUUAAGUUCAAUGAGUCAUGAUCACAGGUGUCAGAUAUGUUAAGAGCGUGUCCACGAGAGCACCGGGCAGUCGUGCUACAUGCCAUCUCACCGAUUUCAAUGAAACUUUGGCAGUUUAAAGGGUCUACCCCAAAACUCAAAACGACAAACUGGUUUCUGUUUUGGUUUUUUUUCCGGGGGGAGAUAGACCACCCCCUCGGUUUUUCUUGGUUUUCACCAAGGAAAUCGCUUCAAAUAGGUAAAAUGCAUGAAGCUCUCACUGCAAUGGUAUUUAACUGAUUACUCUGAGGAUUUGCACAUAUAUUUUUACAUCCUUAGUUAAUGUCUGCUGCGAGUGUCAGUCCGUUUGAUCGACGGCUUGUCAAUCAACAGAGGCAAAUAUACGCCAGUGUUUUUAGACUUUUCGAUUCAUCUAAAUAUUUUAAAACUUUGAGGUCAAAUAUCUCCCGUUGCCAGAAAGCUACAACAUUAAUCCUAAUUCCCCUUUAUAACCCAUCAUUUCAUCUCUGAAAAUCAUCAAAAAAAUCUUUGGGCACUACCGUAUUUUUGUCUUGGAUGCCUUUUAAAAUCUGCGACUGUGACAAGUUUCUUUCAACUACACCUGUCACGCAAUUCUUGCUCUAGGCGGUCACUUGACAAAAUAAACCUACAUUUUUUAGCUCUCUAUACAAGACGAUUGAUCAAGAAAGGUGAAAAAUGUGAAAAACUUUCGAGAUUUUUUGUAGGAAUGAAAAAUUUCGCGUUUAGAGAGAUGCAUGUAAACGAAAAAUCAAUGGGAAAAUCGUAGCGUUUCUUUUUUCAGUCGUUUAUCACUUUGAAGAUUUUCUUAAAUCAGCAGAUAUGGCUUUUGUACGGCACAAAACAUUCAUUAGUCUAUAAUAUGAUUGUUAAUCAUCAUCAUUGCUCAUUUUAUUUCAUGCUGCGUGUUGGUUGAUAUUACUAAUUGUUCCAGUGUGCUACAACUUCGGCUUUUACAGACGAGAAAUUCUGCGCUCUCGCUCGAGAGCAAAUAUCAAUAGUUCUAUCGGACUAAAAACUGUGCCUCUAUCCCGAAAAUAAAAUUAAAAUAGUGUUGUCGUUGUCACUUACCGCCAUCGAACAUUUCCAUGCAGAACUCCGCUAAGCUAACAUCUGUUGUGUGACCCGAAGACUCUUAGUAGGAAUUAUUCAAGCGCGUUGUUCAUGCUGUCUGCUAGAUAACAAUUUCAGAAUAAUCUGCAGAUCUCUAUGAUUAUCUGCCUGCUUCGAUCUUAAAAUAUCUGCAUAUUUUUUUCAAGGAUUCUAUUACUACACAUAAAUCUACAUCUCUCUAGAUCGAGUGUUGCCGGCGUUUAAUUGCGUAACUUUCCAAAGAGCCCAUCCCAAGUCCUCCUGGCUAGUUAGGGAUUGUUCGUCAGAAUUUUUACCAGAGGUCCGACCUCGAACGUUGCCGUCCUCUAUAGAAUGGCAAGCCGGUCUUAGUCCAUUUCCUCUUGAUCUUAUCCUAAACGGGAUUUUUUUGUCGGCUUCACUGUGUUUGUCUUUGUCAGGGUACAUUUGGAUGGCAGCCAAUGACUGAAACGUCUUGAUACAUCCUUCUUUUAGCAAGAAUAUCUCGCUUUCUUGUUCCGUCUAUGACGGAUUGGGUAUAGUUCUCGCGAUGACCCGCGUUCAGAAAUCUGUGCACGUUGCUGAUAAGCACCCACUUCUACGACUAGUUUGCUGAAAGUUUCUAAUGUGAUGAGCCUAGUGAGACCCUGAGGUGCUUCAAACUGUGCCAGUUGGUCUGCGCUAUAAACUUGUCGCAGUUCUUAAGUCAGAGGGAGGAUCGCCCACCUCUAUCUAUGUGAGCGCCUCUACAAUACCUGCGUAUCCCUAGCAAUAAUAUGAUAUAAAGUUCAUCUCAGUCACAAAUCACCAGUUAGGAAAACUGAUGUUCAGAUAAGCGCUCUUCUUGCCCUUCUCCUUUUUCAUUGUCGACUCUAAGAUAGCAGCUACAGUACGCGUUCUAUUUGGGUUUACAGUCAUCUUGCCGCCACCAGAAAGACUCGCCACCAGCUUUGAUUUCUUCUGCCAUCUGCAGAUUCAUCUCUCUCUCACUUUAUGUCUCCGAUUUUUAUGAGGAGGAUACUGGCAUUUACAAACCCGAAGGUCUGAAUCUCACACCAAGUUGUGCACGAUAUUUGAGGUACAUCGUGAAAUCACGGCCUUCGUAAUCUCCAAAUAAGCCAAUACGCGCUAGAAUAAGCUCCAUCUCGGACGAAACGCAUGUUUGGGAUACAUUGACGUCUCUCAAAUGUUUUUUUUUAAGCUGUAUACCCACGAAUUUAGAGGUGUGAGCUGUUGCCGUCCCUGGCCAGUGCGAGAAAAGUAACAUUUGGUUCUACAGUUAGUUGCAAAUGAACAAGACAACUGCACCAUCUUGACUUUAUCAAUUCGAGUGUUAGAUUGAAUUGAGGGCUUUUUAGACACUCGAUUUCUUAUAUGGCAUCACUAUGAAGACGUAAUACAACUGAUACACCUACACUACAUAGGAUUAACAAUGUCUGUUGCGCUGUUGCGAGAAGGGAAAAAAUAUUACCGGAAGUGUACGCUUUUUUUUAAAAAGAGUUUCAGAGACGUUUCAGAGAUGUCUAUCUUUGAUCGGCUCUCACAAAAAAAUGACCCCCACUUAAAUUUACUGGGAAAAAUGAACUUGCCAACUCCUUGUUGAAAAAAUUGGAAUUCAUUUAACCGAUACGCCGGUUGUUUCAAUUUUUCUUUUUCCUCGGGCUGCUAUGAAACAGUUCAUAAAUUGACUAAUGAGUAAAGUGUUUUGAAAUACCGUUCGGGAUUUGCCUUUUUUUUCUGCGUGCAAAUCAAGGGUACACAAAGUUUUUAAACAUUUGACUAGAUUUUCAUGGAGUUCACCUGGAUAAUUUUCGUCGGCCAGAGUCAAGACGCGCCAAGCUAAGCGACAUCGCCCUCCAGUAAAAAAUUUUUCCAAAGAAUAAACGUGGCGAGCGUGAGGAAACGCACGUUUUUUCAUCAUUGUGAUCAAAGCCCGAUGAUGUACCUAAGUUGGUACUUACGGUAUCAAACCAUUGAUUAUGACAGGGUGAGCUUAGUUUUUCUGUCGAGGCGUCGUGACUUCACAUUAAAAGCAUUUUUGACGGAACAAACUAGUGAGCAUCACUGCACGAACUGAGAAAGUAAAAACUUGUAUUUAUCUCCCAUGCGUUUCGUCUGGCAAUAGUAGACUUCAUCAAGGAUUUUUUCAAGUAGGGUAAAUAAGCUUGCUCAUAUACAAAUAGUAAAUAAGUUGUCUCUUUACUAUUGAAGUCAGUCGAUAGAAUACGCCAGGUGCGCCUACGGUGUUAUACACGCGUGACAUUUUCCGGACGUUACAUGUACGAGUACGUGAUCCGUUUAAGGGUCACAGAUUUAGUGUAAAUAUUUCACUCCUCAACAUCACCCAAUGUCUCUAGUUUACAGAGGUCUUAGAACGUUUCAUUAUAUGGAGUUGCCUUCUGCGGGUAGAAGGCUACAAGCGAAUUUCUCAGGCGUAAUUGCCUUUGAUUUCUCAAUUGAUGUUGUCGCAAACACAGUGUUUGGGAGUCACGAGACAAAAAAACUUAUCAGAACCUAGUUUCAUGUUCUAAUGGAAAUAAAUAGCAAAUAAAAACACAUUUUCUUGAAAAAUAAAGUCACAAAUGAGGGGGGUUCUCUGAAACAAAUAGUGAUAGAAGAGGAUUUCAGUUCUGGUCAAUAUUGACUUUUCAUGGCCUAAUUCCAAAUCUGAGGGAACGUGCUGAGGGAAUAAAAAAACAUUAAUGUGUGAUAAUGCAAGCAAGAGAAUGAAAAUACAAAUAAAGAAAAAGGAGAAAACAUAGGAACCCGUGUUGCAGCGUGCAGAUAUCUUUUGAACCAGACCUACACACAUAAGCCCGACACCAGCCAGAGAAACUCGAAAGAGUCCUGUAUAUGAACUAGCUCGCACAUGCACGCAGGAAAGGCCAUGAAAAUCAGCGAAAAUAAUAGCAAAUGCAGAUGACAUUUGCAGGCAAAAAACAGGAAAAUAAGAUAACAGAAGGAUUAGGAACUUUCUAGAAGUGCCUUCUUGAAAAAAAAGAUGAACAAUCUUUACUUCUCAUAAAAGGUCACGCAGUGACCCCUACAAAUACUAUUCCUAUACGUGGAAUUUCUUGAUGGUGGAAAGUGGAAAAAACAUUUUCCAGUUUUAUUUUCUGGAAACAUGACGUAGUUAACGAAUUCAUGGGGCUAUUGAUAUUUCCUAAAAAAUAAGGGGGGGCAGAGUUUCCCGUCAUUCGCGGUAUGGAAAAGCCGAAGUUGUUACACUCGGGAACUUGUACGUCAACAAGCAGGCGACAUGUGACUUUAAAAUCUCCUCUCCUGUUACAGUUUCCUUAUCGUAAAUUGUGCGAUAAUGAUAAUAGACGAUCAAAGUAUAGUCUAAUGAAUUUUUUGUUCUGUACAAGAGCCCUAUGUCCUGAUUUUAGCAAAUCUUCAAAGUAAUAAACGACUGAAGAAAGAAACGCUACGAUUUUCCCAUUGAUCUUCCGUCAACAUGCAUCUCUCUAAACGUGAAAUUUUCCAUUCCUACAAAAAAUCUCGAAAGUUUUUCACAGUUUUCACCUUUCUUGACCAAUCAACUUGCAUAAAGAGCUAAAAAGUGUAGGUUUAUUUUGUCAAGUGACCGCCAAGAGCAAGAAUUGCGUGACAGGUGUAGUUGUGAGAAACUUGUUACAGUCGCAUAUUUUAAAAGGUAUCCAAUACAAAAAUACGAUAGUGCCCAAAGAUUUUUUUGAUGAUUUUCAGAGAUGAAAUGAUGGGUUAUAAAGGGUAAUUAAGAUUAGUGUUGUAGCUUUCUGGCAACGGGAGAUAUUUGACCUCAAAGUUGUAAAAUAUUUAGAUGAAUCGAAAAGUCUAAAACCAAAGUCGUAUAUUUGCCUCUGUUGAUUGACAAGCCGUCAAUCAAACUGACUGAUACUCGCGGCGGCCAUUAACUAAGGAUGUAAAAAUAUGUGUGCAAAUUCUCAAAGUAAUCGAUUAAAUACCAUCGCAGUUAAAACUUUAUACAUUUUACCUAUUUGAAGCGAUUUCCUUGGUGAAAACCAAGAAAAACCGGGGGGUGGUCUAUAUCCACCCGGAAAAAACCAAAACAGAAACCAGUCUGUUUUUUUGAGUUUUGGGGUAGACCCUUUAAACUGACAAAGUUUCAUUGAAAUCGGUGAGAUGGCAUGUAGCGCGACUACCCGGUGCUCUCGUGGACGCGCUCUUAAGUCACUAUCUAGCUGUUUUAAAAAGAAGGAUCAGGACUUACCUAACUUUUAGUGUUUUUGUGGGAGUGUUUGAUCCCAAUUUAUCUGAAACCUAAUAGGGCCUGUUUAUUCUUUUCCGUUUAGUUUUUUUGUAUUGUUUUGUUUUGUCUUUUUUUUUUCUGGUCUGUAAUGAUUUCAAUGGUUUCAAGUUCUUUUCUCAGAAUUGAGCUACAGUAACAGUAUGCUUCUUUGUGUUGUUGCCUACAGGAGCCACUGCUUGUAUUGAAUUGAAGAGAUUUGAAGAAGCAAUCACUUGGUGUGAUAAGGGACUAGCUGUAUCCUUUGAAGGAAUCUUUCAUUUUUAACCGUGGGUAUAAUGGAAAAAAGUUUCCAGCUCAUAUACUUUCAAGGGAGAAAAUACAAAGAAGGGUAUUAAUUAUGAUGGGAACUUGUCAGCUCAUAUACUUUAAGUGUGUGGGAUUAAAAACAUAGGAGAAGUUAUUACCUCAUGACUUAUGAAUGAAAUUACUACUUUUAGCCAAUUUGACUUAGUUCUACUAUCCAUGCCAAUAGCUGGUACAUUAGUUUAAAUAAUCCUUUAAUUUCCCAGACCAAAUUUGUAAUUAUCCUUACUGUCAACCAUACAAUUCUUGUAAUGUUAGUACAGAGAAUUCAGUAUUGCAUCAACUAACUAUUUUUAAAUUGAUAUAUUUUUUUUUACUCUCAACACUUAUCUGAUUGAUAUUGUAUUGCUAUUGUAAGGAGAAAUUCUCUUUUGGUCACUCACGGGAGUUAAAGGGUUAGAAGACUAAUAUUCAUCCAGUUUCUACAUAGUACUUGGGUAGAUGAUCUCUCUAAAACAAGCCAGAACAAAAAGCUCUUUAAUGUUUACAUAUCUUAUGCAGAUUUUCUGCCUUCGACCUUUUGCCUCUACUUAGAGACUCAAAAACUUUUGUGCUUUCCUAUGGACUAAUAAAAAAUUUAAAGAUAUGUAUUUAUUUUAUGUAUUUUUGUUUUUUCCACAUUUUUAACCCUUAACCGUAAAAAAGAUUGACAAAAACAAUAGGAUCUUGUCGUCAUUAAGACUUCAGUCUGUCAGUGAAGUGGGAGAUAAGUCCAUGGAGGAAAAAGAUCCUAUUAGUCAUGACCACGGUAGUGCAAGUUCAGGUGAUGUCAAGAAAGUCAUAGAUCUCUAUAAUCAGGGAAAAGAAGCCAUAAAGUACCUCAACCUAUAUCUUAAAAAAGAUAAAGAAGUAGGAGACAAGCAUGGGGAGGGUGGUGCUUAUGGCAAUCUUGGCAAUGCUUAUCACAGUCUGGGUGAUUUCAAAAAAGCCAUAGAGUACCACAACCUACAUCUUAAAAUAGCUAAAGAAGUAGGAGACAAGCAUGGGGAGGGUGUUGCUUAUGGCAAUCUUGGCAAUGCUUAUCACAGUCUGGGUGAUUUCAAAAAAGCCAUAGAGUACCACAACCUACAUCUUAAAAUCGCUAAAGAAGUAGGAGACAAGCAUGGGGAGGGUAACGCUUAUGGCAAUCUUGGCAAUGCUUAUCUUAGUCUGGGUGAUUUCAAAAAAGCCAUAGAGUACCACAACCUAAUUCUUAAAAUCGCUAGAGAAGUAGGAGACAAGCAUGGGGAGGGUAACGCUUAUGGUAAUCUUGGCAAUGCUUAUCUUAGUCUGGGUGAUUUCAAAAAAGCCAUAGAGUACCACAACCUACAUCUUAAAAUAGCUAUAGAAGUAGGAGACAAGCAUGGGGAGGGUGUUGCUUAUGGCAAUCUUGGCAAUGCUUAUCACCGUCUGGGUGAUUUCAAAAAAGCCAUAGAGUACCACAACCUAGAUCUUACAAUCGCUAACGAAGUAGGAGACAAGCAUGGGGAGGGUGCUGCUUAUGGCAAUCUUGGCAAUGCUUAUCUUAGUCUGGGUGAUUUCAAAAAAGCCAUAGAGUACCACAACCUACAUCUUACAAUCGCUAAAGAAGUAGGAGACAAGCAUGGGGAGGGUAACGCUUAUGGCAAUCUUGGCAAAACUUAUCGCCGUCUGGGUGAUUUCAAAAAAGCCAUAGAGUACCACAACCUACAUCUUAAAAUAGCUAAAGAAGUAGGAGACAAGCAUGGGGAGGGUGCUGCUUAUGGCAAUCUUGGCAAUGCUUAUCGCCGUCUGGGUGAUUUCAAAAAAGCCAUAGAGUACCACAACCUACAUCUUAAAAUCGCUAAAGAAGUAGGAGACAAGCAUGGGGAGGGUAACGCUUAUGGCAGUCUUGGCAAUGCUUAUGACCGUCUAGGUGAUUUCAAAAAAGCCAUAGAGUACCACAACCUAAUUCUUAAAAUCGCUAGAGAAGUAGGAGACAAGCAUGGGGAGGGUAACGCUUAUGGUAAUCUUGGCAAUGCUUAUCUUAGUCUGGGUGAUUUCAAAAAAGCCAUAGAGUACCACAACCUACAUCUUAAAAUAGCUAAAGAAGUAGGAGACAAGCAUGGGGAGGGUGGUGCUUAUGGCAAUCUUGGCAAUGCUUAUCACGGUCUGGGUGAUUUCAGAAAAGCCAUAGAGUACCACAACCUACAUCUUAUAAUAGCUAAAGAAGUAGGAGACAAAUCCUCGGAGGCAAUGGCCUACUGUUCAAUUGGAUUGGUUUUUGAGUUACAAGGUAGACUGUCAAAAGCCGUUGAACAUUACCAAGCUAGCAUAAACUUAUUCAAUUCCUUGAGAGUACUUCUAAUAUCUAAAGAUGAGUGGAAAGUUAAUUUUCGAAAUCAGCAUCAAGUGGCGUAUACGGGUUUGUGGAGAGUUCUCGUAGAACAAGGUAAUGUAGAUGAAGCCUUAUUUGUUGCUGAGAAAGGACGAGCUCAAGCUCUGACCGACCUCAUGGAAUCCAGUUUUUGUGGUGGAACAAGUCCCCACAAGGGAGAAGAUGAAGAUUGCGCAGUUUUAAAAAACGUUCCAUCAAACACUGUCUUUCAGGCAGUGGACCAAGCUAACGUCAAUCUUUGGGUUGUGUCCGAAGGAAAACAAGUUCAGUUAAGACAAAGUAAACUCAAAGGUUUUGUUUCAGAGAAUAGUGGAUCUAGCCUGUCCUUUGAGUCGUUCAUGCUCGGUGUCUAUACACAACUUGGUGUUCGUUCUAAUGUGAGAUGCGAGAACCGAUCUUUAGAUGCUUUGAGGGAGGGCCGUUCAAAAGUGGAUGAGAAAACCAAAGAAGCCAAGCCUCAACCUCACAUCCAACAAGACGGAUGCUUGAGCACUUUGUAUGAUAUCGUUAUGAAGCCGGUGGCGGACUUGAUCGAAGGGGAUGAGCUACUCAUUAUUCCUGAUGGACCCCUGUGGAUCGCUCCUUACGCUGCAUUGAAGGAUGGUAAUUCUAAAUACCUGUGUGAAUCGUUCACAAUUCGAGUCGCUCCAUCGUUAGCAAGUCUUAGACUUAUUGCCGAUUGCCCAGAUGAUUAUCACAAAAGCAGUGAUGCGUUACUUGUAGGAGAUCCGUGGGUAUCCGAGGUUACUAACAGCGAGGGAAAGAAAGUCUUCGAGCAGCUUCAGUAUGCUAAAAAAGAAGUAGAAAUGAUCGGAAAAAUUCUGAAUAUCAAGCCAAUCACUGGCAGUCAGGCCACGAAACGUGAGGUGUUGAAAAGACUCAGUUCCGUUUCCCUAGUUCACUUUGCGGCACACGGAUGUAUGGAAACUGGCGAAAUUGCUCUUACACCUGACCCACACCGAAUAUCUACUGUGCCAACGGAGGAGGAUUACAUUUUAACAAUUGGAGAUGUGUUGAAUGCUCAACUUCGGGCCAAACUUGUUGUGCUUAGUUGCUGCCACAGCGGCCGGGGCGAGAUCAAGGCUGAAGGUGUGGUUGGCAUUGCGCGCGCUUUUAUGGGGGCUGGUGCUCGGUCUAUUGUGGCGUCCCUGUGGGCGAUUGAUGACGAGGCUACUCUUGAGUUCAUGAAACACUUUUAUCAACAACUUGCCGAAGGUAAGCCAGCAAGCGAGUCACUGAACCUGGCCAUGAAAAGCCUCAGAGAAUCAGACAAGUUCUGCGACAUCAAACACUGGGCGCCCUUUUUGCUGAUUGGAGAUGACGUCACUCUUGACGAGAGAAAAUUUGAAUAUGAAAUCACAUGA
Molecule: messenger RNA, 11099 nt
Organism: Pocillopora meandrina
Lineage: Eukaryota; Metazoa; Cnidaria; Anthozoa; Scleractinia; Pocilloporidae
Source: the annotation of a GenBank genome assembly